Pogoniulus pusillus (Red-fronted tinkerbird) is the source of this 4304-nucleotide messenger RNA. It is a transcript of the gene DCUN1D1, whose product is annotated as defective in cullin neddylation 1 domain containing 1. The transcript has 7 exons. The record is from RefSeq and is a predicted model, not a curated record. Bases 318 to 1097 code for a protein of 259 amino acids. Gene Ontology annotation, molecular function: ubiquitin conjugating enzyme binding; cullin family protein binding; ubiquitin-like protein binding. Gene Ontology annotation, biological process: protein neddylation. Lineage: Eukaryota; Metazoa; Chordata; Aves; Piciformes; Lybiidae. Gene Ontology annotation, cellular component: ubiquitin ligase complex.
CUGCGGCUCCCCCCACCUCGGCUGCGUGGGACGAGAUUCGCGCCGCAGGUGCAACAGCUGCGCUGCGCUCGCCAGCCCCUGCCGGGGAAGCGCGGCCGGGCCAGAGGCCGUCCCCGUGCACGCUCCCGCCCGUGGCGCCGCUGCCGCGCAGCGCCGGCCCCCCGCGCGGGCGAUGCGGCGCACUGCGCAUGAGCGGGAGGCGGCGGAAGGGCCCGUGAGGAGCCGGGAGCUGCUGCCGCCGGAGGAAGCCGUUGCUGCCGCCGACGCCCUCAGUCUCCGCCUGAGCCGGGAGGGAAGAGGCCUGCACAGUCCUCAACAUGAACAAGUUGAAAUCGUCACAGAAGGAUAAAGUGCGUCAGUUUAUGGUGUUCACACAAUCUAGUGAAAAGACAGCAGUGAGCUGCCUCUCUCAAAAUGACUGGAAGUUAGAUGUUGCAACAGACAACUUCUUCCAAAAUCCUGAACUUUAUAUACGAGAGAGUGUUAAAGGAUCAUUGGACAGAAAGAAGUUAGAACAGUUAUAUAACAGAUACAAAGAUCCUCAAGAUGAAAAUAAAAUUGGUAUAGAUGGCAUACAGCAGUUUUGUGAUGAUUUAGCUCUUGACCCAGCCAGCAUUACUGUACUUAUCAUUGCAUGGAAGUUUCGAGCUGCAACACAGUGUGAAUUUUCAAAGCUGGAAUUCAUGGAUGGAAUGACUGAGCUGGGAUGUGACAGCAUAGAAAAACUGAAGGCUCAGAUUCCUAAAAUGGAACAAGAGUUGAAAGAGCCAGGAAGAUUUAAGGAUUUUUAUCAGUUUACCUUCAACUUUGCAAAGAAUCCGGGACAGAAAGGUUUAGAUUUAGAAAUGGCCAUUGCCUACUGGAAUUUAGUACUUAAUGGAAGAUUUAAAUUUCUAGACUUGUGGAACAAAUUUUUGUUGGAACAUCAUAAAAGAUCUAUUCCUAAGGAUACCUGGAACCUUCUUCUAGACUUUAGUACAAUGAUAGCAGAUGAUAUGUCUAACUAUGAUGAGGAAGGAGCAUGGCCAGUUCUUAUUGAUGACUUUGUGGAAUUUGCACGCCCUCAAAUUGCUGGGACAAAAAGUACGACAGUGUAGCACUAAAGGACCCUUCUAGAGUGUACAUAGUCUGUACAAAUACCUGAAAUGGAAAAUUGCACAGUCAAUUUCUGCUGGCUGGACUGAACUGAAGAUCAAUCCUCAGAAUAUGGCUGAGGGUUGAGACAAACCUUUAAGGAUACAUCUUGGACCAUAUCAUAUUUCAUUCUUCUACUGGUGGUUCGGGCUUUUCUUCUAGUCUGGACCACUCUUGCCCGUUAAAAUUCCAACAUUGAGGAUUUCAUCAUGGAUUUUUGGUUUUGGGGGUUUUGGUUGUUUUGGGGGUUUGUUUUUGGUUUUUAUUUUGGUGGACCACCCUAGUUUCAUCUCCCGUAAGUCCUAGAAGCUUAAUAAUUAUUUUGAGGUUUCUGUUUUUUUACAUGAAGCACAAUGCUGGUCAUCAUCAGACAACUCUUGUGUGGCAUAUGAAUUAGAUCAACAGCAAACCAGUUUUUAAAAGACUCCUUAAAUAUACACUUGGGGCUAGCUGCAAAAGACUGUAUUGAUAGCACUUCCUGUAAAAGUGAUAUAUUUAAGCGUACUGGGUCCGAUGAGUCUUUUUCUUUUCUGGAAGAGUGCAGGUAUUGUCUAAGUGAGUUGGAGUAGCUGGUAAAAGCAAUUGCAGAAAUAAGCAAGCAAACCCGAGGUGGUUGUCACUGGGAUAUCUAGGUGCCUAUCUGAAUGGUUCGAUUGUACAUCAGCUGGCUGGGAGAACAGUUGAAGUACGACACAACUACUGUGCACUUAAAGCAGCUGUGUGUAAUGUUCUAGCUGGCCUUCAGUGAGCUGUGUGUGUCAUGAUAGAGUCUGAUACUCUCUAGCUUAUUCUCUUAGGAACGCAGAGUUCAUUACAGUUUUGAAAUGAUGAUGUCUGUCAAAGAAAGGGUUUUCAUUUCUGUGGAAAUCUCAAACUUGAAUAUACUGAAUUUUGUCUUAAAUGUUUGCUACACAGUACAGUAUUUUAAAUCAAGACAUGUAAUUUUUAUGGUUGAGGUAUGAUGAGACAAGCGGCCCUGUCAUACCAGAAGCUGGUGAGUUUGAUGUGAAUCUAGGCUUUGAAACCGUUAUCCUGAGAAGAAAGUUAACUCUUUAUAACACAGAGGUACUGCCAUUAUGGAUGACACCCAUUUAUGAAAAUUAUUUUCAUGAGCUCUCCUUAAAUUGCCAUAUCACUGUGGUUGCCAAAUACUGAAACAAAGAGUAAAGCUUUCCCCAGCCAGCACAGAUCAGAUACGAAAUAGUGCUCUGGCUUCAUCUGCUGAAAUUGUUUUGUGGAUCAUCACUACUUCUUACUGUCCUGCUGCAUUUAACUCAGUCAAGUUAAUGUGUUCAGAACAAGUUUUAUUAGAUACAGUUCUUUUUUUUUUUAACAUUACAAGAGCUCUCGAGCUGCUGUUGUGCUAAACAUGGUCUUUUGCUCCUCAGUUACUCGUGAAGAGCUUUGAUAAAUAGCUGCUCUGUAAAACAAGCCGGAAAACACCAAGCUCCAGGAGAAAAGACAGACCAGAGUUACAAGGAAGGAUAGAGGCUUAAGUCCAUGCUCUGGAUAAUCCCAUGGUAAAGUCAGAGUUCUUUUUGCAGUGAGUUAUUGGUACUUACACUAAACAGCAGAACACUUUUAUGCAGAUGCUGAAAGUAUUUUAGAAUUAUUGACUAUUAAAACUGCUAAAAAUAAUCUGUGCUCUCUGAAGUUGACCCCCCCAGAGCAAAGCGCUUGGAAGAAAGUCCUCUUGUGCAUUUAUUUUCAAGAACACCAUUCCAUAAAAACAUUGCAGACUUCCUCCAGCUACUGGAAUUGGUAAUACAAAGGAAAAAAAAAAGUGUUUUGCUGCUUUCAGUAUUUCCUUUUCUCAAUUUUGUGUAAAUAUAAAUAAGGACUUGAAAUUGGGGGCGGGGGGGGGAGUGGACGGAAACUCUGCAAAGUCUUGCUAUAUGCUAUUUUCUGUUGAGGGGUUUGGUCCAGUUUCAGAUUGGAUAGUUGAAAAGUUGGGUGCUUUUGGAGAGGAGAACUGACUUGCUUUUUAUCCCACUACAGAACUUGCCCUCCAAAAAGCCUAAGACUGGGUAGCAGCGUAAGGCCGUGGUGUUUUAAAGACUAUUCCUUUUGAAUGCAAGAUCUUUUCAAGUGUUGUCAUCAGUUUGGUACUACAUGCUUAUAAUUACUGUGUAAUUAUAAAGAAAUACAUAAACCUUUGACUAAUUAUGUUGCAGAAAAGGGUUACUCGUGCUACGAUGGCAUCUGAAAAGUUUGUCAAAGUGAGAGAACCAUCGAUUAGCAGGGUGUUGCUGUAAGGACAGAAUGCCUGGGUACAGGGAGUAUUUUGUAUUGAAACGUGCUCAGAUGUGGCCAUGUGUUUUUCCUUUAUAUAUUUGUGUGAGGCUUCUUGGGGUUUGUUUUCUUUUUUUUUUUUUUCCUUUAAGAAUGCAGACUGCUGCUUCCUUGGAUUGCUUUUGAGUCGUAAGUGCUUAUGGCUUCAAUUUGAUGAUCUCCCCUUAGAUGCACCGGUUUAAUUUUUGCCAAAUGUCAAGGAAAAAAAGGGAGGUGAACACCAAGUUUGUAACCGGUUUUUAUACAUGAAACAUGUACAAAAUUGAAAGUGCCCUGAUAUAAAACACUUAAUCUCGAGAUUAUAUUUAGUAAAAAAAAAAAAAACAACAAACCAACAUCAUUUACAUAUCUCUGUAAGUUCAAAUGUAACUUCUUACAAUCCCUCUCAUUACCAACAGAGGCAAUAAAGCUCCAGUGAAAUUGCCAUGACUUAAGUCUUCUCAUGCAUUGUUUCAGUCUGUUCUUUGUCAGAUGGCUCAAGAAUGCUUUUAUGCAGGGAGGGGAGGGAAAAGUGUGGAAUACUUCUGAAUUAAAUACUUUAUUGGCAAAGGUGUUUUUUUGGUUUUUUUUUUUGGGAAAAAAGGUGUCAGAGCUGCUCCAACACUUUCCCUACAACUCCUUCCCAGCCAUGCUGUGUUGCCAUGAACGAGCAUGUGAACGAAGAGACCACACACACUGCAUUGUUUCAGUCUGGUUGUAGACAUCUGUGAGUAAUGUGACCUUUUUUUUUCUUAAUUGCUCAAAACUGUUAAUAAGUCACUUUUGAGUUGCUUCAAAACUGUUUGGUGAUGAAAUCCAUGCUGGGAAAUCCUUAUUUAAGAAAAAGAUAUAAUUUUUUUAAAAAAUGCAUUUAAUAAACUUUUGUCAUUCACACUUUA